AUGCUUUGGGUGUGGGAAGUUGGUCAUUUCAUUGCCGAUUGCCCCAACCCAAAGAACAAGAACAAGGGUGAGAGGAAGGAGCAUGGCAAAGGAAAGAAGAAGUACACGGGUGAAGCUCACCUUGGUGUGGAGUGGGACUCAAGUGAAGAAUCAUCCUCCAAUAAUAAGGGUGUGGCAACCAUGGCCGUGGAAGCUAACAUCAUCAAGUCGUCACUCUUUGGAAACCACACCGAUGAUGAAGAUGACUUCACUCCCACUUGCUUCAUGGCAAAAGGGGCAAAGACCUGGUCAGAGGAUGAUGAGUCCUUGAUCGAUGGCGAAGAUCUCCACCUCCUCCUCGGUGGUGCCCUGGAGGAAGAUGACAAGGACGACGCGUCCUGGGAAGAAGACUUUUUCUUCUCCUCGGAAGAAGAAGCUGAUUCCUCAUCAACCGAGGAGGACUCAGUGGCAGGAGGCUUCCUCCUUGGCAGAUCAUCGGAGGAUGACGAUGAUGAUGAUGACGACGAAGAAGCCGAAGACAGUAGCAGCUUCAGCAGUGAUAGUGGCGGAGACGAUGGCGGCGAUGUUGACGGCAGUGGUGAUGACAGCGAUAUCAGCAUGGCUCCACCGAUCAAGCACCGCAGAUCCUCCGGCACCUACUGGUGGUUGACUAUAGGAUUAAGCUGA
Molecule: messenger RNA, 666 nt
Organism: Panicum hallii
Lineage: Eukaryota; Viridiplantae; Streptophyta; Magnoliopsida; Poales; Poaceae
Product: nucleolar transcription factor 1-B-like
Exons: 2
Coding region: 1-666 (221 amino acids)
Source: RefSeq, a predicted model, not a curated record